Molecule: messenger RNA, 2999 nt
Organism: Dendrobium catenatum
Lineage: Eukaryota; Viridiplantae; Streptophyta; Magnoliopsida; Asparagales; Orchidaceae
Product: leucine-rich repeat receptor-like protein kinase TDR
Exons: 2
Coding region: 1-2928 (975 amino acids)
Biological process (GO): protein phosphorylation; hormone-mediated signaling pathway
Cellular component (GO): plasma membrane
Molecular function (GO): protein binding; ATP binding; protein kinase activity
Source: RefSeq, a predicted model, not a curated record
AUGUCACUCUUUCUCUUCACCGCCUCGGCAGCCGCGGCCGUUCUGUUCGUUUUCAGCUCCGCAGCUAUCCCGUCUACCUCGCUUCCCGCUCCCCUCCUAGCCUUACUCGCCCUAAAGUCGUCACUUUUGGACCCCCUCUCUUACCUCUCCGACUGGGCACUUCCCCUAAAUCAAAACUCCUCCUUAUCGCCGCCGCCGUGGUGCUCCUGGUCCGGUGUCUCCUGCGCCAGCGGCGAGGUAGCAGCCAUCGACCUCUCAGGACGUAACCUUUCCGGCGACCCCUUCCCUUCCGAGCUACGGCUCCUGUCACCUUCUCUCACUCUCCUCAACCUCUCCACCAACUCCUUCUCAGGUCCCAUUCCCUCAUCCUCAUCUCUAUUCCAUCUCCGCCGCCUCCGCUCUCUCGACCUCAGCCGCAACGACUUCAACUCCUCCCUCCCAUCGCGUCUCUCCUCCCUCCGUCGACUCACUCUCCUCACCCUUUACAGCAACAGCUUCUCUGGAUCCAUCCCCGUAACAGUCGCCGCGCUUCCUCUCCUCGAGCAUUUAAACCUCGGCGGAAGCUUCUUCUCUGGCCUGAUCUCCGGCGAGGUACUUGCCUCGUUCACUUGCCUCCGGUUUCUUCACCUCGCCGGUAACCUUCUCACAGGUCCCAUCCCAGUGGAGAUUGGCCAGCUUGCCCUGCUUGAGCAUCUGGAGAUCGGGUACAAUACGUAUGAAGGCAGCCUCCCACCAGAUAUUGGGCGGUUGCGGAAUCUUCGCUACCUCGACAUUUCUUCAGCGAAUCUUUCUGGUGAGAUACCAAAGGAAAUUGGGAAUCUUAUUGAAUUACAAACUCUGUUUCUGUUCAAAAAUCGGAUUUCUGGUGGCAUCCCGCAUGAAAUGUCCCGUCUUAGCAGCCUCAAAGUUCUCGACUUGUCAGAUAACCACCUCUCCGGCAUGAUUCCACCUGGCAUCUCCCUGUUCGUUAAUCUCACCGUUCUGAGCCUCAUGAACAAUGACCUUUCAGGCGAAAUACCGCCGGGAAUCGGCGAGAUUGCCUCGCUUAAAGCGCUCCUUCUCUGGAACAACUCCCUGACGGGCAUGCUCCCACCGAUGCUCGGAUCGGGCGGGCUGCUGGAGAGGCUUGAUGUUUCUUCGAACUCCCUCUCCGGCCCAAUUCCUCCCGGCCUCUGUUUCGGAAACCGCCUCGUUCGGCUAAUACUCUUCGCCAAUCGUUUCGAAUCCUAUAUUCCUUCUUCCCUCACCCGCUGCUCUUCAUUGUGGCGCAUUCGUAUCGAAGAUAACCGCCUUACCGGCUCCAUCCCUGCCGGCUUUGGCCAUCUCCAAAACCUCACCUUUUUCGAUCUCAGUAGCAACAGUAUCUCCGGCGAGAUACCGCCAGACCUCGGCAUCGCUCCACGGUUACAGUUUUUGAACAUGUCCGGUAAUCCCUUCCGAAGCAUACUACCAAAUACGAUCUGGAGGGCGCCGUCUCUUCAAAUUUUCGCUGCAAGCUCCUGCAAGCUCCACGGCAAAAUCCCGAGCUUCGCCUCUGGCUGCAGCAAUCUAUAUAAGUUAGAAAUUUGGCAAAACGGUCUCAACGGCACCAUUCCCACUGACAUCAGCAAUUGCCAAAAGUUACUAUCCCUAAAACUGAAUCAAAACCGUCUCACCGGUCCAAUUCCGCCAGAGCUCGCAAAUCUGCCCUCAAUCACCGAAGUAGACCUCUCCCUCAACUUUCUAACUGGCGCGAUCCCGCUGGCGUUCGACAACUGCACUACGCUGGAAAGCUUCAACGUGUCCUUUAACGGCCUCGCGGGUCCCGUUCCCGCCUCCGGCAACCCAGCUGCCACCGCAGGCCCGGUGAUCAUUUGGAUCGCGGCUGCAGCGGUGACAAUUGGAUUGGUCCUCCUUAUAGCCGGGACACGAUGGUUGAAAGCGGCCUCCCGGCUCGGACCGCGGCCGUGGAAGCUAACGGCUUUCCAAAGGCUAACAUUCACGGCGGACGACGUGGUCGAGGCAGUGAAAUCCACAGCUCAGAUCAUUGGUAUGGGCUCGUCCGGCACGGUUUACCGCGGCGAGAUGCCCAGUGGAGAGGUGAUUGCAAUCAAGAAGCUUUUAACGCCGGGCGUCGCAAAGCAGAAAAAUAAAACAGAGUGCAUGUUGCCGGAGGUGGAGCUACUCGGCGCAGUAAGGCAUCGCAACAUUGUCCGACUGCUCGGCUACGUCAGCAACGGGGAGUCUACCAUGCUGCUAUACGAGUACAUGCCGAGCGGGAGCCUGGAAGAGCUCCUUCACAGUAGCGGCGGAGAAGGAAAGGGUAAGACUACGCUAGAUUGGGGGACGAGGUAUCGUUUAGCGAUUGGUGUAGCGGAAGGAAUGAGCUACCUUCACCACGACUGCAAGCCGGCAAUCGUGCAUAGGGACCUGAAGCCGAGCAACAUACUCGUGGACGAGGAGAUGGAGGCGAGGAUAGCGGAUUUCGGAGUGGCGAAGUGGGCGACAAUGACGUCGUUGACGGGGAUAGCCGGGUCGUGGGGUUACAUAGCGCCGGAGUAUGCUUAUGCAGUGAAAGUGGAUGAGAGGAGCGAUGUGUAUAGCUAUGGAGUGGUGUUGAUGGAAAUGGUGAGUGGGAGGAGAGCAGUGGAUGGCGGUGUUGGUGAUGAGGAGGGGAGGAGUCAUUUGGUGGAUUGGGUGAGGACGAAGGUGGCGAGGAAAGGAGGGGAAGGGGUGGGGGAGGUUUUUGAUGAAGAGAUGGCGAUUGGGUGCAGAGAGGUGAGGGACGAGAUGGUGAUGGUGCUUCGAGUGGCGAUGUUGUGCACCAGUGAGAGACCAGUGGACAGGCCGACAAUGAGAGAUGUGGUUUCGAUGUUGAAGGCGAUCAAGGUAGUCGGGAGUAAGGUGGCGGAGCAGGUUCCGGUGCUGGUUUUGGCCAAACCAGGCUAACAAGGAUUUGAAUUUCCCGCCGUCCAGAAAAAUAUUUUUCCCUUGAUUUUGUUUUUCAAUUUGAAUCAUGG